UGCCAGGGCAAACAUGUUCAUAGUGCGUUGGUGCGUGCUUGUGUGGCCGGCCGAAGCUACCUAAAAAUCGUCCUUGUCCUCUUCUCAAGAAGUGUCCAAAGAUAGAGAAGUUUUCUAUCCGUGUUAGGACAUACACAAAGCACGGUCUGCUUUUAAACUGAGACGCUCAAGGCAAAUCUUUCAUCACGAGGUGAUCGGCACUGGGACUCAUCCAAGAUGGCGCCGGUGGCGUCGUGCGGUAAAUCUACCAUGCUGGCCGCUUUAUUCCUGAUUUGGACAUCAGCAUUGGCGGUUGUGGAAGCGUGUCCCACUCAGUGUGCAUGUGCCGACACUACCGUCAACUGCACCAACCUGCAGUUCUUCUCCCUGCCAACCAACAUCCCCACGGACACUACCGUACUGGACCUGAGCUACAACAACAUCUCCGCCCUCCUCCCGGACGCCUUCUCCACUCUACUAAGUCUCACUAUUGUUGACCUUCAACACAACAACAUCAGCACUGUGAACGAGACGGCGUUUUACCGUGCAAACAGCUUCACUCUAUCAAGCCUCCACACGAUCGACCUGUCCUACAACGUCCUAACAUCCGUUCCCGGCGUGCUGCAUGAUGGGUCUUUACCGGGGCUCCUGACUCUGAGCCUACGGCACAACAAAAUCACGGACAUACCAGCAAAUGCAUUCUUCGCAGUAAUCAACAACGGUCUUCUCUCACUCGACCUGUCAAACAACCUUAUCGAAGAGGUCCACCUAGCGGCCUUUCGUGGGACUGCACCCGUGAUCAACGGUACCUUGGAUCUGAGCUUCAACAGGAUAAAAACGUUUCCCGUUCUGUCGACGCUGAACAGCGUUAUUACAGUGAACCUGGAAGGUAACCAGAUCACUGAAGUUCCAGAGCACGCCUUACCCAACUACGAGGCUUUCCCGUUCUCCGUGUCGUAUGUGUACCUCCAGAACAACUCCAUCAGUCGGGUGCACAACAACUCCUUCCACCCGGACAUGAAGGUGCUCUACCUGCACAACAAUGAGUUGCGAGAUUUUCCUGGUUUCGAACUGUGGAGGUUGACUGAACUUGAAAACCUGACCUUGAACGACAACCCGUGGGGCUGCUGUGACGACCUUCUGGAGUUUGUGCUUUAUGUACAGAACAACACACACAGAUUGGCGUUCAUUAACGACACUGGUUUCCCUGUUGUGGAGUGUAUGGACCCUCUGGACCUGAGAGGGACAGACAUCCUCUUCAUGAACACCAGUCAUCUGGCAGAGGAUUCCUUAUGCCCCGUUAGCACUGCCGUUACGUUUGCAUGCGAUCAUCUCAUAACUGUCGUCUGCAUCAUUCUCGCGAUUUUGAAGAUCACAGAGAAAUGAUUUCCACAACUUUUUCACUAGACAGCGUUCGCUAUUGGCUCUGUGUAAAAUACUAUGCCAUAAUUCAAAUACUAUUCAAGUUGUAAAGGUUUGACUGAGAAGGCAACAAAAAGCGUAAACAAAUUGUUUAUAAAAAUAUUAUCUGAGGAAUUCUUUUCAGCACCAGUGUUAGCUGCAUGUUGCUGUUAAUCUUAUGUACAGCACAUGGUAACGAAAAACUCUUCUGUCGCCACAACGAUACCACUGCCCAAGGUAGAUCAGUUGGAUUUCUCUGAAUCUAUUAAAGUGCCAAACGUUAACAGCGACAUACUAUGUACUUAACGUUCAAGUAUUGUAUAGAAUGGGACUCAUACCUCCCCAUGUUGAACUUGAGCUUUUCGUCGUUACUGUAUUGUCGUUGAUAUUGUUGCGAGCUGUAAAAAUGCACCUUGAGGAUACAUUUGUACAUUCCAGAGUAACAUAUGAAGUCAUUGUUUACGAUAAGUCGAUAACCACUACCUAUCCUUAUCGAUGUUGGGCUGUCACAUGAUUUAAUGUUUAUAUUACCUGGCACCAAAUGCUGCUACAUGUAUAUGUAAAUAUUGUUCUACAUUUAGCUGAACCUAAUAAUAGUAAUAUUUUAUGUACAUACGCUUGGAUGUAUGCCAGGGACUGAAUAUUUGCCAUUAGAAUUAAGGUUCAGGUCGAGAAGUAGAAAUACACUUACGUUUUAAAUUCCCCCCUUCAGGGCUCUGUAAAAAGUCGCAUGAGGAUUUUGAAUUCCUCCAUUAUUUCAUUAAAAAACAAUUGCCCCGUUUUUGGAGAAGUUUGAACAAACAUACACACUUACCUCAUGGAUACUCACGAUCGAAGAUUGAUACAUAUCAACAUGGUAUUGUUUAUAACCAUUUAUAAAUUGCUCCAUUAAAUGAUAAAAAAUA
Messenger RNA from Branchiostoma floridae (Florida lancelet), 2285 nucleotides. Its product is annotated as slit homolog 2 protein-like. NCBI's taxonomy places the organism in Eukaryota, Metazoa, Chordata, Leptocardii, Amphioxiformes, Branchiostomatidae. Gene Ontology annotation, cellular component: plasma membrane. Gene Ontology annotation, molecular function: protein binding. The record is from RefSeq and is a predicted model, not a curated record. The coding region runs from base 217 to 1365 and encodes 382 amino acids. The transcript is spliced from 8 exons.